CAACAGCAAUCGAAGAAGAGACGGCCAAAUUAUACCCCUCGACGGCCGGAGAUGGCCGCCUCCAAUUUUCCGACGAGAGGUCGUUCUACCAAUUUUCCGACGAGAGGUCGUUCUACCAAUUUUCCGACGAGAGGUCGUUCUUCCAAUUUCCCGACGAGAGCUCGUUCUGCCAUUUUUACGAUGAGAGGUCGUUCUGCCAAUUUUCCGACGAGAGGUCGUUCUGCCAAUUUCCCGACGAGAGCUCAUUCUGCCAUUUUUCCGACGAGAGCUCGUUCUGCCAUUUUUCCGACGAGAGCUCGUUCCACCAUUGUUAUGACGGACACCGUCCGGAACAAAAGGCAAAAAACAGAGACAGAAGAAUUGGUUUUACCUUCUGCUCCGGCCACUUUUACUCCAAUUACAAAUAGGAUCAUCAAUCUUCCUAAAAGCACCCAUCAAACAAAUUCUAAUUGGUUCUUAAAUACUACUAGACAGACCCAAAUUCUGCCCAGUGAACAAGAAGUUGAAGUUGUUAGGCCGUCUCUGGAGAAUCAUGGCAUGGAGGUAAAUUUAAUUUUUCUUUCAGUCCUUGAUUCUUGCGUUCUUAUUCUUAUCUAUCUGUUGCAGAUGCCCAGUGACCAAGAAGUUGAAGUUGUUAGGCCGCCUCUGGAGAAUCAUGGCAUGGAGGUAAAUUUAUUUUUUCUUUCAGUCCUCGAUUUAUGCGUUCUUAUUCUUAUCUAUCUGUUGCAGAUGCCCAGUGAACAAGAAGUUGAAGUUGUUAUGCGGCCUCUGGAGAAUCAUGGCAUGGAGAUGCCCAGUGAACAAGAAGUUGAAGUUGUUAAGCCGUCUCUGGAGAAUCAUGGCAUGGAGGUAAAUUUAUUUUUUCUUUCAGUCCUCGAUUUAUGCGUUCUUAUUCUUAUCUAUCUGUUGCAGAUGCCCAGUGAACAAGAAGUUGAAGUUGUUAGGCCGUCUCUGGAGAAUCAUGGCAUGGAGGUAAAUUUAAUUUUUCUUUCAGUCCUUGAUUCUUGCGUUCUUAUUCUUAUCUAUCUGUUGCAGAUGCCCAGUGACCAAGAAGUUGAAGUUGUUAGGCCGCCUCUGGAGAAUCAUGGCAUGGAGAUGCCCAAUGAACAAGAUGAUGAAAUUGAUAUGCCUCUUCUAGAAUAUUAUGGCACUGAACAGUCUCAAGAUGAUAUUGCAGUGAAUGAGGAAGUCGAAAUGGCUAGUGGGAGGUCAUCUUUUGUUCUCAAGUGCCUCUGUGGCAGAAAAAUUAAAUUCGAAAUGACAGAGUUAUAAUCUGAAUCAGAAGUGAUGAUUUGUA
Solanum lycopersicum (tomato) is the source of this 1297-nucleotide messenger RNA. The record is from RefSeq and is a predicted model, not a curated record. Lineage: Eukaryota; Viridiplantae; Streptophyta; Magnoliopsida; Solanales; Solanaceae.